GAUCCAAUGUCUCUUGAUGACGUUAAUGCAGUUGUUGCCGUUGGCAAAGAGCUCAGGUAGGAAGCAUUUAAUCAACUUACUUGGAUUGGUUUAGGCUUGAAUUUUAAAUAAAGAAUAUUUUUUGUGGCUAAACAAUAAGUUUUGAUCAAAAACAUUUUCAAAGGAUUCUUAGCGUAUUAAAAAUCAUAACGAUCGAUUUUAAAAAAAAGUUCAUGUGAUUGGCAGCACUCUGCCAAAUAAAAGGCACUUUUUCAACUGCAAAAUAACAAGAUGGGUGCAGGCAGAGAAGGAUCCAACUUGUUAUAUGCUGCCUUAAGAAGGCAUUGACAACACAUCUCCCAUGGCCCAAUAUAAUCAAAGGACUGUGAUGUGUAACAAAAUGGUAGUGGCAUGUUCCUAAUGACUGUGAUAUAUUUCUAAUAGUUUUGAUAUGUUCCCAAUGAAUGUGAUAUGUUCCAAAGGACUGUGAUGUGUUCGUAAUGACAGUGAUAUCUUCCUAAUGACUUUAAUAUGUUCCUAUGACUGUGAUAUUUUACAUGUCUUUUGAUGUUCCUAAUGAACAUAGUGUUGUCAAUGAAAUAAGUUACAAAUGACUGUGAUAUGUUUCUAACGACAGUGAUAUUCUCCUUGCCCUAUGAUAUAUUCCUAAUGACUAUGACAUGUUCCUAAUGACGGUGACAUGUUCCUAAUGACGGUGACAUGUUCCUAAUGACGGUGACAUGUUCUUAAUGACGGUGACAUGUUCUUAAUGACGGUGACAUGUUCCUAAUGACGGUGACAUGUUCUUAAUGACGGUGACAUGUUCUUAAUGACGGUGACAUGUUCUUAAUGACGGUGACAUGUUCUUAAUGACGGUGACAUGUUCCUAAUGACGGUGACAUGUUCUUAAUGACGGUGACAUGUUCUUAAUGACGGUGACAUGUUCUUAAUGACGGUGACAUGUUCUUAAUGACGGUGACAUGUUCCUAAUGACGGUGACAUGUUCUUAAUGACGGUGACAUGUUCCUAAUGACGGUGACAUGUUCUUAAUGACGGUGACAUGUUCCUAAUGACGGUGACAUGUUCCUAAUGACGGUGACAUGUUCUUAAUGACGGUGACAUGUUCCUAAUGACGGUGACAUGUUCCUAAUGACGGUGACAUGUUCCUAAUGACGGUGACAUGUUUCUAAUGACGGUGACAUGUUCUUAAUGAUGGUGACAUGUUCUUAAUGACGGUGACAUGUUCCUAAUGAUGGUGACAUGUUCCUAAUGACGGUGACAUGUUCCUAAUGACGGUGACAUGUUCCUAAUGACGGUGGCAUGUUCCUAAUGACGGUGACAUGUUCUUAAUGACGGUGACAUGUUCCUAAUGACGGUGACAUGUUCUUAAUGACGGUGACAUGUUCCUAAUGACGGUGACAUGUUCUUAAUGACGGUAACAUGUUCUUAAUGACGGUGACAUGUUCCUAAUGACGGUGACAUGUUCCUAAUGACCGUGAAAUGUUUCAAAUGAAUAUGAUAUGUUCCUUAUGUCUGUGAUAUGUUCCUUAUGUCUGUGAUAUGUUCCUUAUGUCUGUGAUAUGUUCCUUAUGUCUGUGAUAUGUUCCUUAUGUCUGUGAUAUGUUCCUUAUGUCUGUGAUAUGUUCCUAAUGUCUGUGAUGUGUUCCUUAUGUCUGUGAUAUGUUCCUUAUGUCUGUGAUGUGUUCCUUAUGUCUGUGAUGUGUUCCUUAUGUCUGUGAUGUGUUCCUUAUGUCUGUGAUGUGUUCCUUAUGUCUGUGAUGUGUUCCUUAUGUCUGUGAUGUGUUCCUUAUGUCUGUGAUGUGUUCCUUAUGUCUGUGAUGUGUUCCUUAUGUCUGUGAUGUGUUCCUUAUGUCUGUGAUGUGUUCCUUAUGUCUGUGAUGUGUUCCUUAUGUCUGUGAUGUGUUCCUUAUGUCUGUGAUGUGUUCCUUAUGUCUGUGAUGUGUUCCUUAUGUCUGUGAUGUGUUCCUUAUGUCUGUGAUGUGUUCCUUAUGUCUGUGAUGUGUUCCUUAUGUCUGUGAUGUGUUCCUUAUGUCUGUGAUGUGUUCCUUAUGUCUGUGAUGUGUUCCUUAUGUCUGUGAUGUGUUCCUUAUGUCUGUGAUGUGUUCCUUAUGUCUGUGAUGUGUUCCUUAUGUCUGUGAUGUGUUCCUUAUGUCUGUGAUGUGUUCCUUAUGUCUGUGAUGUGUUCCUUAUGUCUGUGAUGUGUUCCUUAUGUCUGUGAUGUGUUCCUUAUGUCUGUGAUGUGUUCCUUAUGUCUGUGAUGUGUUCCUUAUGUCUGUGAUGUGUUCCUUAUGUCUGUGAUGUGUUCCUUAUGUCUGUGAUGUGUUCCUUAUGUCUGUGAUGUGUUCCUUAUGUCUGUGAUGUGUUCCUUAUGUCUGUGAUGUGUUCCUUAUGUCUGUGAUGUGUUCCUUAUGUCUGUGAUGUGUUCCUUAUGUCUGUGAUGUGUUCCUUAUGUCUGUGAUGUGUUCCUUAUGUCUGUGAUGUGUUCCUUAUGUCUGUGAUGUGUUCCUAAUGUCUGUGAUGUGUUCCUUAUGUCUGUGAUAUGUUCCUAAUGUCUGUGAUGUGUUCCUUAUGUCUGUGAUGUGUUCCUUAUGUCUGUGAUAUGUUCCUAAUGUCUGUGAUGUGUUCCUUAUGUCUGUGAUGUGUUCCUUAUGUCUGUGAUAUGUUCCUUAUGUCUGUGAUGUGUUCCUUAUGUCUGUGAUAUGUUCCUUAGGUCUGUAAUAUGUUCCUUAUGUCUGUAAUAUGUUCCUUAUGUAUGUGAUAUGUUCCUAAAGACUGUGAUAUGAUCCAUAGACCAGGAUGUGUUAAAAUGACUGUGAUGUGUUCCUAAUGACUGUGGUAUAUUCCAAAUGACUGUGUUAUCUUCCCAAUGACUGUGUUAUAUUUCUAACUACUGGGAUAUGCUUCUAAUGACUGAUAUGUUCCUAAAGACUUUGCUAUAUGUCUAAUGACUUGGAUAUGUUCCUAAUAACUGCUAUAUGUUUCUUAUGGCUGUGAUAUAUUUCUAAUAAAUGGAUAUGUUCCUAAUGAAUGUGAUAUGUUUCUAAUGUUUGUGAUAUAGUGUAUAUAGUUAAUAUAAAAAGAUUAAAAUAAAGUUGUAUGUUAGGUAUUUUGUUUUUACCAUACAAUUACAUUUGUUGGGUCGUCCGUCAAUUACAUCAACAAUUUUUAAGCAAUUUUUGCCCCCCUCCCUUUUAUCAACAACUGUCAAACAUUCAAUGACCCACCUAUUGAAUUAUGUCAACGUUUUCUACCCCCCACCCCGACCCACCUAUUGAAUUAUGUCAACGUUUUCUACCCCCCACCCCGACCCACCUAUUGAAUUAUGUCAACGUUUUCUACCCCCCACCCCCAAAAAGGGAAAGAUAUUAAAAUAAAUUUAUAAAUAUAUUUUACUUUGUGCUGAUCUAUUUUAAUGACUAUACAAUUGUAGGAAAACCAUUUAGCUUGUUAAUCAAGCAGUUGAAACGUUUUUACAUUGAAAUUUAAAAAUACAGAAUUAAUUAAAAUGUUGUUAAAGACUAAAUAUUGCUCCCACCCCCUAAUUUGCAAGUUUUAUUUAAACUGCUUAGUACAGUGGCGCCUCCAGUAACAAACAACUUAACAAGCCGAACAAGUUUUGGUUUUACCCCACUCCCCCCCCCCCCAAAAAAAAAAAUGAAAUGACGCCUCAGAUGGGCAUAGUCUAUUGUAGCUGAUUGAUCAUUUUCAUCUUGCGGCACUGGUAUACCAGACAGUCAACACCAUCCUCAUCUAACCAAUCAGCCCUUAAAAGAGAAGCAUUGUCGGUGUGAGCCAUAUUUGCUAUAAGCUCUCUUUAUCUCCAUUGCAGCUACUCGCAUUGGUCGAAUCAUUUUUUGUUGAGGAGCAGGUGGUAAUUUCUUAUGCUCAAAAGGGCAAUGGUCGGUUCUGUUGAACAUACUUUUUCAACAUAAGUUGUGAUGUAAAAUAGAUAUUACAAUUUUGCAAAUCCGAUCAAGCAGCUAUGUUAUUAUUGUUACUCACUUUCUAUUCGCAUAAUUCUGAAAAUAUCGUAUUCCUACUCUAACCAUAUCAUUUAUCUUGACUGCACAUGACACUUGAAUCUUGUCCUUGUUCCAUACCUGCAACAGAAUCUACAGGUGAAGAGAGGCCAACUUUUGACUUUUCUUGCAUUAAUAAAGUGAGUUAACAUUCUGACCAGCCAUCUGCAGUGCACAGACAGACAUUAAAUAAAUCUUAUAUUGUUAAAAGGCCUAAAAAUUAGAGGACUGUUUACACUCAUUUACACUUAAAAUUGUUUAAAAUAAUGUAAUGACCAGUCAAUUUUUAAGAUUUAAAUUUUAACAGAGAAAACAUGAUUGGUGACGUCAACUAAUCUAAACCCCCUCCCCCUCCACCCUAUUCUGUUGACAUAAUUAAUGAACUCCCCCUGUAGUGUACAAUGAUUGAACGAGAGGUAGCAAAGUCUUGUCUUCUGUACAAUGAUUGAGCGAGAGGUAGCAAAGUGUUGUUUUUUGUACAAUGAUUGAAUGAGAGGUAGCAAAGUCUUGUCUUCUGUACAAUGAUUGAACGAGAGGUAGAAAAGUGUUGUUUUCUAUACCAUGAUUGAAAGAGAGGUAGCAAAGUAUUGUCUUCUGUACAAUGAUUGAACGAGAGGUAGCAAAGUGUUUUUUUUUGUACAAUGAUUGAAUGAGAGGUAAAAAAGUCUUGUCUUCUGUACAGUGAUUGAACGAGAGGUAGCAAAGUCUUGUCUUCUGUACAGUGAUUGAACGAGAGGUAGCAAAGUGUUGUCUUCUGUACAAUGAUUGAAUGAGAGGUAGCAAAGUCUUGUCUUCUGUACAGUGUUUGAACGAAAGGUAGCAAAGUGUUGUCUUCUGUACAGUGAUUGAACGAGAGGUAGCAAAGUGUUGUUUUCUGUACAGUGAUUGAACGAGAGGUAGCAAAGUCUUGUCUUCUGUACAGUGAUUGAACGAGAGGUAGCAAAGUGUUGUCUUCUGUACAGUGAUUGAAGGAGAAGUAGCAACGUGUUGUUUUCUGUACAGUGAUUGAAUGAGAGGUAGCAAAGUGUUGUCUUCCUUCAUUUUAAAGAAGUUUUUAAAGCGGCUGUUAAUAUUUCCGCAAAGUUUUAAAAGUAACAAUUACACUGAGCUUAGACAAUCAAUCUACUUGGUUUAGAUCUCAUUCUUUAACUUAAUUAACAAUUAGACAAUCAAUCUACUUGGUCGAGAUCUCAUCCUGUAACCUAAUUAACUAUCAGACAAUCAAUCUACUUGGUCGAGAUCUCAUCCUGUAACUCUAUUAACUAUCAGACAAUCAAUCUACUUGGUCGAGAUCUCAUCCUGUAACUCUAUUAACAAGCAGACAAUCAAUCUACUUGGUCGACAUCUCAUCCUGUAAAUCUAUUAACUACAAGAAAAUCAAUCUACUUGGUCGAGAUCUCAUCCUGUAACUUAAUUAACUAUCAGACAAUCAAUCUACUUGGUUGAGAUCUCAUCCUAUACUUCUACUCACUAUGAGACAAUCAAUCUACUUGGUCGAGAUUUCAUCCUGUCACUCUAUUAACUAUCAGACAAUAAAUCUACUUGGUCGAGAUCUCAUUCUGUCACUCUAUGAACUAUGAUACAAUCAAUCUACUUGGUCGAGAUUUAAUCCUGUCAAUCUAUUAAAUAUAAGACAAUCAAUCUACUUGGUCGAGAUCUUUCACUGUAACUAUAUUAACUAUCAGACAAUAAAUCUACUUGGUCGAAAUCUCAUCCUGUAACUCUUAUAACUAUCAGACAAUCAAUCUACUUGGUCGUGAUCUCAUCCUGUAACUUAAUUAACUAUCAGAUAAUCAAUCUACUUGGUCGAGAUCUCAUCCUGUAACUCUAUUAACUAUGAGACAAUCAAUCUACUUGGUCGAGAUCUCAUCCUGUAACUCUAUUAUUUAUCAGACAAUCAAUCUACUUGGUUGAGAUCUCAUCCUGUAACUUAAUUAACUAUCAGAGAAUCAAUCUACUUUGUCGAGAUCUCAUUAUGUCACUCUAUUAACUAUCAGAGAAUCAAUCUACUUGGUCGAGAUAUCUUCCUGUAACUCUAUUAUCUAUCACACAAUCAAUCUACUUGGUCGAGAUCUCAUCCUGUAAUUUAAUAAACUAUCAGAGAGUCAAUCUACUUGGUCAAGAUCUCAUCCUGUAACUUAAUUAACUAUCAGACAAUCAAUCUACUUGGUCGAGAUCUCAUCCUGUAACUCUAUUAACUAUCAGAUAAUCAAUCUACUUGGUCGAGAUCUCAUCCUGUAACUUAAUUAACUAUGAGACAAUCAAUGUACUUGGUCGAGAUCUCAUCCUGUAACUCUAUUAACUAUCAGAAAAUCCAUCUACUUGGUCGAGAUCUCAUCCUGUAAGUCUAUUAACUAUCAGACAAUCAAUGUACUUGGUCGAGAUCUCCUCCUGUAACUUAAUUAACUAUUAGACAAUCAAUCUACUUGUUCGAGAUCUAAUCCUGUUACUCUAUUAACUAUCAGACAAUCAAUCUACUUGGUCGAGAUCUCAUCCUGUAACUCUUUUUAAAUAUCAGACAAGCAAUCUACUUGGUCGAGAUUUCAUCCUGUAACUCUAUUAACUAUCAGACAAUCAAUCUACUUGGUUGAGAUCUCAUCCUGUAACUCUAUUAACUAUCAGACAAUCAAUCUAUUUGGUUGAGAUCUCAUCCUGUAACUCUAUUAACGAUCAGAAAAUCAAUCUACUUGGUCGAGAUCUUAUUCUGUCACUCUAUUAACUAUGAGACAAUCAAUCUACUUGGUCGAGAUCUCAUCCUGUAACUCUAUUAACUAUCAGACAAUCAAUCUACUUGGUUGAGAUCUCAUCCUGUAACUCUAUUAACGAUCAGAAAAUCAAUCUACUUGGUCGAGAUCUUAUCUUGUCACUCUAUUAACUAUCAGAGAAUCAAUCUACUUGGUCGAGAUAUCUUCCUGUAACUCUAUUAACUAUCAGACAAUCAAUCUACUUGGUCGAGAUCUCAUCCUGUCACUCUAUUAACUAUGAGACAAUCAAUCUACUUGGUCUAGAUUUUUCCUGUAACUUAAUUAACUAUCAGAGAAUCAAUCCACUUGGUCGAGAUCUCAUCCUGUAACUCUAUUAAAUAUCAGACAAUCAAUCUACUUGAUCGAGAUCUCAUCCUGUAACUCUAUUAACUAUCAGACAAUCAAUCUACUUGGUCGUGAUCUCAUCCUGUAACUCUAUUAACUAUCAGACAAUCAAUCUACUUGGUCGAGAUCUCAUUUUGUAACUCUAUUAACUAUCAGACAAUCAAUCUACUUGGUUGAGAUCUCAUUCAGUAACUCUAUUAACUAUGAGGCAAUCAAUCUACUUGGUCCAGAUCCCAUUCUGUAACUCUAUUAACUAUGAGACAAUCAAUCUACUUGGUCGAGAUCUCAUCCUGUAAAUUAACUAUCAGACAAUCAAUCUACUUGGUCGAGAUCUCAUUUUGUAACUCUAUUAACUAUCAGACAAUCAAUCUACUUUUUUGAGAUCUCAUUCAGUAACUCUAUUAACUAUGAGGCAAUCAAUCUACUUGGUUCAGAUCCCAUUCUGUAACUCUAUUAACUAUGAGACAAUCAAUCUACUUGGUCGAGAUAUCUUCCUAUAACUCUAUUAAAUAUCAGACAAUCAAUCUACUUGGUCAAGAUCUCAUUUUGUAACUCUAUUAACUAUCAGACAAUCAAUCUACUUGGUCAAGAUCUCAUCCUGUAACUCUAUUAAAUAUCAGACAAUCAAUCUACUUGGUCGAGAUCUCAUUCUGUCACUCUAUUAACUAUCAGACAAUCAAUCUACUUGGUCGAGAUUUCAUCCUGUAACUCUAUUAACUAUAAGAAAAUCAAUCUACUUGGUUGAGAUCUCAUCCUUUAACUCUAUUAACUAUCAGACAAUCAAUCUACUUGGUUGAGAUCUCCUCCUGUAACUUAAUUAACUAUUAGACAAUCAAUCUAAUUGGUCGUGAUCUCAUCGUGUAACUCUAUUAACUAUCAGACAAUCAUCUACUUGGUCGAGAUCUCAUCCUGUCACACUAUUAAAUAUCAGACAAUCAAUCUACUUGGUCGAGAUCUCAUCCUGUAAAUCUUCUAACUAUUAGACAAUGAAUCUACUUGGUCGAGAUCUCAUCCUGUCACUCUAUUAACCAUCAGACAAAUAAUCUACUUGGUCGAGAUCUCAUUCUGUCACUCUAUUAACUAUGAGACAAUCAAUCUACUUGGUCGAGAUUUUAACCUGUCACUCUAUUAACUAUCAGACAAUAAAUCUACUUGGUCGAGAUAUCAUUCUGUAAGUAUAUUAACUAUCAGAAAAUCAAUCUACUUGAUCAAGAUCUUAUCUUGUCACUCUAUUAACUAUCAGAGAAUCAUUCUACUUGGUCGAGAUUUCUUCCUGUAACUCUAUUAACUAUCAGACAAUCAAUCUACUUGGUCGAGAUCUCAUCCUGUAAAUCUAUUAACUAUGAGACAAUCAAUCUACUUGGUCGAGAUCUCAUCCCUUCACUCUAUUAACUAUCAGACAAUCAAUCUACUUGGUUCAAAUCUCUUCCUGUAACUCUAUUAACUAUCAGACAAUGAAUCUACUUGGUUGAGAUCUCAUCCUGUAACUCUAUUAACUAUCAGACAAUCAAUCUACUUGGUCGAGAUCUCAUCUUGUAACUCUAUUAAAUAUCAGACAAUCAAUCUACUUGGUCUAGAUCUCAUCCUGUAACUCUACUAACUAUCAGACAAUCAAUCUACUUGGUCGAGAUCUAAUCCUGUAACUCUUAUAACUAUCAGACAAUCAAUGUACUUGGUCGAGAUCUCAUCCUGUAACUUAAUUAACUAUGAGAAAAUCAAUCUACUUGGUCGAGAUCUCAUCCUGUAACUUAAUUAACUAUGAGACAAUCAAUGUACUUGGUCGAGAUCUCAUCCUGUAACUCUAUUAACUAUCAGACAAUCAAUCUAAUUGGUUGAAAUCUCAUCCUGUAACUUAAUUAACUAUCAGAGAAUCAAUCUACUAGGUCGAGAUCUCAUUGUGUCACUCAAUUAACUAUGAAACAAUCAAUCUACUUGGUCGAGAUCUCAUCCUGUCACUCUAUUAACUAUCAGACAAUCAAUCUACUUGGUCGAGAUCUCAUCCCUUCACUCUAUUAACUAUCAGACAAUCAAUCUUCUUGGUCAAGAUCUCCUUUUGUAACUUAAUUAACAAUCAGACAAUUAAUCUACUUGGUCGAAAUCUCAUCCUGUAACUCCAUUAACUAUCAGACAAUCAAUCUACUUGGUCGAGAUCUCAUCCUGUAACUCUAUUAACUAUCAGACAAUCAAUCUACUUGGUUGAGAUCUCAUCCUGUAACUCUAUUAACUAUCAGAAAAUCAAUCUACUUGGUCGAGAUCUCAUCCUUUAACUCUAUUAACUAUCAGACAAUCAAUCUACUUGGUCAAGAUCUCAUUCUGUCACUCUAUUAACUAAGAGACAAUCAAUCUACUUGGUCGAGAUUUCAACCUGUCACUCUAUUAACUAUCAGACAAUCAAUCUAAUUGGUCAAGAUUUUUCCUGUAACUUAAUUAACUAUCAGAGAAUCAAUCCACUUGUUCGAGAUCUCAUCCUGUAACUCUAUUAAAUAUCAGACAAUCAAUCUACUUGGUCAAGAUCUCAUCCUGUAACUCUAUUAACUAUCAGACAAUCAAUCUACUUGGUUGAAAUCUCAACCUGGAACUCUAUUAACUAUCAGACAAUCAAUCUACUUGUUCGAGAACUCAUCGUGUAAGUCUAAUAACUAUCAGACAAUCAAUUUACUUGGUCGAGAUCUCAUCCUGUAACUUAAUUAACUCUUAGACAAUCAAUCUACUUUGUCGUGAUCUAAUCCUGUAACUCUAUUAACUAUCAGACAGUCAAUCUAAUUGGUUGAAAUCUCAUCCUGUAAUUUAAUUAACUAUCAGAGAAUCAAUCUACUAGGUCGAGAUCUCAUUCUGUCACUCAAUUAACUAUGAAACAAUCAAUCUACUUGGUCAAGAUCUCAUCCUGUCACUCUAUUAACUAUCAGACAAUCAAUCUACUUGGUCGAGAUCUCAUCCUGUAACUUAAUUAACUAUUAGACAAUCAAUCUAUUUGGUCGUGAUCUCAUCCUGUAACUCUUAUAACUAUUAGACAAUCAAUCUACUUGGUCGAGAUUUCAUCCUGUCACUCUAUUAACUAUCAGACAAUCAAUCUACUUGGUCGAGAUCUCAUCCUGUAACUCUAUUAACUAUCAGACAAUCAAUCUACUUGGUUGAGAUCUCAUCCUGUAACUCUAUUAACUAUCAGAAAAUCAAUCUACUUGGUCGAGAUCUCAUCCUUUAACUCUAUUAACUAUCAGACAAUCAAUCUACUUGGUCGAGAUCUCCUCCUGUAACUUAAUUAACUAUUAGACAAUCAAUCUAAUUGGUCGUGAUCUCAUCCUAUAACUCUAUUAACUAUCAGACAAUCAUCUACUUGGUCGAGAUCUCAUCCUUGUACUCUAUUAAAUAUCAGACAAUCAAUCUACUUGGUCGAGAUCUCAUCCUGUAAAUCUUAUAACUAUUAGAAAAUCAAUCUACUUGGUCGAGAUCUCAUCCUGUCACUCUAUUAACUAUCAGACAAUCAAUCUACUUGGUCAAGAUCUCAUUCUGUCACUCUAUUAACUAAGAGACAAUCAAUCUACUUGGUCGAGAUUUCAACCUGUCACUCUAUUAACUAUCAGACAAUCAAUCUACUUGGUCGAGAUCUCAUCCUGUAACUCUAUUAACUAUCAGACAAUCAAUCUACUUGGUCGAGAUCUCAUCCUGUAACUCUAUUAACUAUCAGACAAUCAAUCUACUUGGUCGAGAUCUCAUCCUGUAACUCUAUUAACUAUCAGACAAUCAAUCUACUUGGUCGAGAUCUCAUCCUGUAACUCUAUUAACUAUCAGACAAUCAAUCUACUUGGUCGAGAUCUCAUCCUGUAACUCUAUUAACUAUCAGACAAUCAAUCUACUUGGUCGAGAUCUCAUCCUGUAACUCUAUUAACUAUCAGACAAUCAAUCUACUUGGUCGAGAUCUCAUCCUGUAACUCUAUUAACUAUCAGACAAUCAAUCUACUUGGUCGAGAUCUCAUCCUGUAACUCUAUUAACUAUCAGACAAUCAAUCUACUUGGUCGAGAUCUCAUCCUGUAACUCUAUUAACUAUCAGACAAUCAAUCUACUUGGUCGAGAUCUCAUCCUGUAACUCUAUUAACUAUCAGACAAUCAAUCUACUUGGUCGAGAUCUCAUCCUGUAACUCUAUUAACUAUCAGACAAUCAAUCUACUUGGUCGAGAUCUCAUCCUGUAACUCUAUUAACUAUCAGACAAUCAAUCUACUUGGUCGAGAUCUCAUCCUGUAACUCUAUUAACUAUCAGACAAUCAAUCUACUUGGUCGAGAUCUCAUCCUGUAACUCUAUUAACUAUCAGACAAUCAAUCUACUUGGUCGAGAUCUCAUCCUGUAACUCUAUUAACUAUCAGACAAUCAAUCUACUUGGUCGAGAUCUCAUCCUGUAACUCUAUUAACUAUCAGACAAUCAAUCUACUUGGUCGAGAUCUCAUCCUGUAACUCUAUUAACUAUCAGACAAUCAAUCUACUUGGUCGAGAUCUCAUCCUGUAACUCUAUUAACUAUCAGACAAUCAAUCUACUUGGUCGAGAUCUCAUCCUGUAACUCUAUUAACUAUCAGACAAUCAAUCUACUUGGUCAAGAUCUCAUUCUGUCACUCUAUUAACUAAGAGACAAUCAAUCUACUUGGUCGAGAUUUCAACCUGUCACUCUAUUAACUAUCAGACAAUCAAUCUACUUGGUCAAGAUCUCAUCCUGUAAGUAUAUUAACCAUCAGAAAGUCAAUCUACUUGAUCAAGAUCUUAUCUUGUCACUCUAUUAACUAUCAGAGAAUCAUUCUAUUUGGUCGAGAUUUCUUCCUGUAACUCUAUUAACUAUCAGACAAUCAAUCUACUUGGUCGAGAUCUCAUCCUGUAAAUCUAUUAACUAUGAGACAAUCAAUCUACUUGGUCGAGAUCUCAUCCCUUCACUCUAUUAACUAUCAGACAAUCAAUCUACUUGGUUCAAAUCUCUUCCUGUAACUCUAUUAACUAUAAGACAAUCAAUCUACUUGGUCGAGAUCUCAUCCUGUAACUCUAUUAACUCUCAGACAAUCAAACUACUUGGUCGAGAUCUCAUCCUGUAACUCUAUUAAAUAUCAGACAAUAAAUCUACUUGGUCGAGAUCUCAUCCUGUAACUCGUAUAACUAUUAGACAAUCAAUCUACUUGGUCGAGAUCUCAUCCUGUCACUCUAUUAACUAUCAGACAAUCAAUCUACUUGGUCGAGAUCUCAUCCUGUAACUUAAUUAACUAUUAGACAAUCAAUCUAUUUGGUCGUGAUCUCAUCCUGUAACUCUUAUAACUAUUAGACAAUCAAUCUACUUGGUCGAGAUUUCAUCCUGUCACUCUAUUAACUAUCAGACAAUCAAUCUACUUGGUCGAGAUCUCAUCCUGUAACUCUAUUAACUAUCAGACAAUCAAUCUACUUGGUCGAGUUCUAAUCCUGUAACUCUAUUAAAUAUCAGACAAUCAAUCUACUUGGUCGAGAUCUCAUCCUGUAACUCUUAUAACUAUUAGACAAUCAAUCUACUUGGUCGAGAUCUCAUCCUGUCACUCUAUUACCUAUCAGACAAUUAAUCUACUUGGUCGAGAUCUCAUCCUGUAACUUAAUUAACUAUUAGACAAUCAAUCUAUUUGGUCGUGAUCUCAUCCUGUAACUCUUAUAACUAUUAAACAAUCAAUCUACUUGGUCGAGAUUUCAUCCUGUCACUCUAUUAACUAUCAGACAAUCAAUCUACUUGGUCGAGAUCUCAUCCUGUAACUCAUAUAACUAUUAGACAAUGAAUCUACUUGGUCGAGAUCUCAUCCUGUAACUCUAUUAAAUAUCAGACAAUCAAUCUACUUGGUCUAGAUCUCAUCCUGUAACUCUACUAACUAUCAGACAAUCAAUCUACUUGGUCGAGAUCUCAUCCUGUAACUCUAUUAACUAUCAGACAAUCAAUCUACUUGGUUGAGAUCUCAUCCUGUAACUCUAUUAACUAUCAGAAAAUCAAUCUACUUGGUCGAGAUCUCAUCCUUUAACUCUAUUAACUAUCAGACAAUCAAUCUACUUGGUCGAGAUCUCAUCCUGUAACUUAAUUAACUAUUAGACAAUCAAUCUAAUUGGUCGUGAUCUCAUCCUGUAACUCUAUUAAACAGACAAUCAUCUACUUGGUCGAGAUCUCAUCCUUGUACUCUAUUAAAUAUCAGACAAUCAAUCUACUUGGUCGAGAUCUCAUCCUGUAAAUCUUAUAACUAUUAGACAAUCAAUCUACUUGGUCGAGAUCUCAUCCUGUCACUCUAUUAACUAUCAGACAAUCAAUCUACUUGGUCGAGAUCUCAUUCUGUCACUCUAUUAACUAUGAGACAAUCAAUCUACUUGGUCGAGAUUUCAACCUGUCACUCUAUUAACUAUCAGACAAUCAAUCUACUUGGUCGAGAUCUCAUCCUGUAAGUAUAUUAACUAUCAGAAAGUCAAUCUACUUGAUCAAGAUCUUAUCUUGUCACUCUAUUAACUAUCAGAGAAUCAUUCUACUUGGUCGAGAUUUCUUCCUGUAAGUCUAUUAACUAUCAGACAAUCAAUCUACUUGGUCGAGAUCUCAUCCUGUAAAUCUAUUAACUAUGAGACAAUCAAUCUACUUGGUCUAGAUUUUUCCUGUAACUUAAUUAACUAUCAGAGAAUCAAUCCACUUCUUCGAGAUCUCAUCCUGUAACUCUAUUAAAUAUCAGACAAUCAAUCUACUUGGUCAAGAUCUCAUCCUGUAACUCUAUUAACUAUCAGACAAUCAAUCUACUUGGUUGAAAUCUCAUCCUGUAACUCUAUUAACUAUCAGAAGAUCAAUCUACUUGGUCGAGAACUCAUCGUGUAAGUCUAAUAACUAUCAGACAAUCAAUGUACUUGGUCGAGAUAUCAUCCUGUAACUUAAUUAACUAUUAGACAAUCAAUAUACUUGGUCAAGAUCUCAUCGUGUAACACUAUUAACUAUCAGAAAAUCAAUCUACUUGGUCGAGAUCUCAUCAUGUAACUCUUAUAACUAUUAGACAAUCAAUCUACUUGGUCGAGAUCUCAUCAUGUAACUCUAUUAACUAUCAGACAAUCAAUCUACUUGGUCGAGAUCUCAUUUUGUAACUUAAUUAACUAUCAGACAAUCAAUCUACUUGGUCGAGAUCUCAUCCUGUAACUUCAUUAACUUUGAGACAAUCAAUCUACUUGGUCUAGAUUUUUCCUGUGACUUAAUUAACUAUCAGAGAAUCAAUCCACUUGGUCGAGAUCUCAUCAUGUAACUCUAUUAAAUAUCAGACAAUUAAUCUACUUGGUCGAGAUCUCAUCCUGUAACUCUAUUAACUAUCAGACAAUGAAUCUACUUGGUUGAGAUCUCAUCCUGUAACUCUAUUAACUAUCAGACAAUCAAUCUACUUGGUCGAGAUCUCAUCUUGUAACUCUAUUAAAUAUCAGACAAUCAAUCUACUUGGUCUAGAUCUCAUCCUGUAACUCUACUAACUAUCAGACAAUCAAUCUACUUGGUCGAGAUCUAAUCCUGUAACUCUUAUAACUAUCAGACAAUCAAUGUACUUGGUCGAGAUCUCAUCAUGUAACUUAAUUAACUAUGAGAAAAUCAAUCUACUAGGUCGAGAUCUCAUCCUGUAACUUAAUUAACUAUGAGACAAUCAAUGUACUUGGUCGAGAUCUCACCCUGUAACUCUAUUAACUAUCAGACAAUCAAUCUAUUUGGUUGAAAACUUAUCCUGUAACUUAAUUAACUAUCAGAGAAUCAAUCUACUUGGUCGAGAUCUCAUUCUGUCACUCAAUUAACUAUGAAACAAUCAAUCUACUUGGUCAAGAUCUCAUCCUGUCACUCUAUUAACUAUCAGACAAUCAAUCUACUUGGUCGAGAUCUCAUCCUGUAACUUAAUUAACUAUUAGACAAUCAAUCUAUUUGGUCGUGAUCUCAUCCUGUAACUCUUAUAAGAUCUCAUCCUGUCACUCUAUUAACUAUCAGACAAUCAAUCUACUUGGUCGAGAUCUCAUCCUGUAACUUAAUUAACUAUUAGACAAUCAAUCUAUUUGGUCGUGAUCUCAUCCUGUAACUCUUAUAACUAUUAGACAAUCAAUCUACUUGGUCGAGAUUUAAUCCUAUCACUCUAUUAACUAUCAGACAAUCAAUCUACUUGGUUGAGAUCUCAUCCUGUAAGUCUAUUAACUAUCAGACAAUCAAUCCACUUGAUCGAGAUCUUAUCUUGUCACUCUAUUAACUAUCAGAGAAUCAAUCUACUUGGUCGAGAUCUCAUCCCUUCACUCUAUUAACUAUCAGACAAUCAAUCUACUUGGUUAAAAUUUCUUCCUGUAACUCUAUUAACUAUCAGACAAUCAAUCUACUUGGUCGAGAUCUCAUCCUGUAACUCUAUUAACUAUCAGACAAUCAAUCUACUUGGUCGAGUUCUAAUCCUGUAACUCUAUUAAAUAUCAGACAAUCAAUGAUGAACCAGCUCUAGAGUAGGAGUAACUCUAUUAACUAUCAGACAAUCAAUCUACUUGGUCGAGUUCUAAUCCUGUAACUCUAUUAAAUAUCAGACAAUCAAUCUACUUGGUCGAGAUCUCAUCCUAUAAUUCUAUUAACUAUCAGACAAUCAAUCUACUUGGUCGAGAUCUAGUCCUGUGUCACCAUAACAGUAGAAUUGAUAACAAAUGUGACAACUAAUCCACUGAAUAACGAACUCAUUGACGCACCCACUAACCCAGUAACCAAUGCUCAUUCUCAAACCAAAAGUUAUAGUCACGACAUUAUAAUCAUAUUUUCUCCGUAUGAGAAAAGCCUCAACCUAAUUAUGAUUAGAGAAUCACAUGAAACAAAAGUUAUCCACCUAGUUGACUCCACAGCUAAGAUCAGAAGUCGUAUUUUUUCACUUAUUAAUUGUCUCUGUAAUCUUCUUUAACAUAUGUUUUCUAAUUAAAAUAAUGACUUGAAUGAUAGAUUCAGAUGCAUGUCUUGGUGUGAACAUUGGGAGAAGACCUCACCCCAAGAUAUGUCAGAAGUACUACCAAUGCAACAGAGAGGUAUCCGUCUUAAAGGAAUGCCCAGAGAAUGGAAACUUUCACCCUCAGGUAAAAACAUGCGACACUUAGUGUUCUUUCUGCCUCUGCUGCCAAAAAGGUAUCAAAGAAUCGUAUUUCAAUCUUAAUUUACCUGAUGCCAGUCUGUCAAUUACAGCUAAAAAUUAUUGCUAACUAAAUCACGCACACUUUAAAUAUCUCUAAGUCGGUGUGCUUGGGGGCCGAUUGGUGAGCUGGGGGGCCGAGUGGUGUGCUGGGUGGCCGAGUGGUGUGCUGGGUGGCCGAGUGGUGUGCUGGGUGGACAAGUGGUGUGCUGGGUGGACGAGUGGUGUGCUGGGUGGCCGAGUGGUGUGCUGGGUGGCCGAGUGGUGUGCUGGGUGGCCAAGUGGUGUGCUGGGUGGGAGAGUGGUGUGCUGGGUGGCCGAGUGGUGUGCUGGGUGGCCGAGUGGUCUAAACUGUGCAGACCCCAUGUUGGUGGUCCAAGGCUCAACUCCAACCAAAGCCCAGUCAAGCAAACCAGCAACCUGGAUGGAUGGGACCCGUUAACCUGGGAGCCUGGUUAGCCAUCGGCUGGAGAGAGGCGACUUGCUGUUGGGAACCAGCUACAAUCCAUGAAGAAUAAUCCCAGGCCCUGUGGAUUUCGCCCUGUGACGGAUGGUUGCCAGCAAAACAAAUUGUUAAAAUUUUUUGAAAAACUAAGUUAUUUCUUCGUUAUGAGCCAUGCAACUUAUUAUAUAGGUUGUUUUAAUAUUGUUGUUGUUGUUAAUAACUUAUUAUAUGGGUUUUAAUAGUGUUGGUAUUGUUGUUCGUCCGUCGGAAUCGACUAGGACCAUCGAUUCAACCGGUUAGGUGGGUGGGGAGGGGGCUUGCUAGACCAAUUCGUGCUCGGAAUAAUCUCUGGCACCGCGGGAUGGUUGCUGCCGACGCCAACCUAAUGUUGCUCUUUCGGCCAUCAUGACUGCGUGUCUCAGCUGUGGUUUGCCUACUAGCUUGAUAGGAUUUAGCUCCCCUCUUGACAGCUGCUCUCCACUGGCCCUGUCCUGGGCUGACUGCACCCAUUGAGUGGGGUUGAUGAUGAAGGCCUUUAGUGCCACUUUCAGUGUGUCUUUGUAACGCCUUUCUUUACCUUCUUGAGACUGCAUUAGGGUGGUAAAUAAAAUAGGUAGGUUCGGUCUAGCGAGGACCUCUGUGUCAGAUCUCUUGUCACCUAAUGCCAAGGAGUUUCCUGAGGCACGUUAUGUGAAAAUGAUUCAGUUUCUUGGCGUGACGCUGGUAGGCUGUCCACGUUUCACAUCCACAUAGAAGUGUAGGGAGGACUGCUGCGCUAUAGACCUUGAUCUUCGUUUCUCGUCUGAUACCUCUCCUGUCCAAACAGUUCUGCGGAGUCUGCCAAAUAUAGCACUAGCUUUUCCGACUCUGCCAUUCAUUUCAUCAUCCAUGAUGACAGAUCUAGAGAGGGUGCUGCCCAAGUAAGGAAAUUUAUCCACCGGGUUGAGACGCUGUCCGCUGAUGAGGAUGUUGGGUUCGAAGUAGGGCUUACUGGGAGCUUGUUGAUAUAUGACCUCAGUCUUCUUUGUGUUGAUUGUGAGGCCAAAAUUACUGCAGACCUCGGAGUGAUAUCAACGCUACUUAGCAUGAGGGCUUCUAAGGCAGCGUUGAGGAAACAAUCGUCCGACAAACAGAAGCUCUUGAUGGUGUUAUUUUUUACCUAAGUUUUAGCUUGAAGCGUCCUAAGGUCGAAGACUGAACCAUCACUGCGAAACCGGAUUGGCAAGCCCGGGUUGGAGUCCUUAAACGCACCAGACAGCAUUGCAAAAACCAUAAUACAGAAGAGUGUGGGAGCAAGAACACAACCCUGCUUUACACCGUUUGUGACGGGGAAUGCUUGAGAUGAUUGACCGUUGUCCUGCACUUGGGCCAUCACGCCAUCAUGCAGCUGACGGAUGAUGUUUGUGAGCUCGUCUGGGCAUCCGUAUUUCUUCAUGAUUUUCCACAGGCCACCUCUAUUGACCCUGUUAAAAGCCUUAUUCAAGCAGAUCAAUGUGGAAUACAAAUCUAUAUUUUGCUCCUGGCAUUUCUCUUGAAGCUGUCUAGCUGCAAACACCUUAUCGAUAGUUCCGCAUUUUUUGCGGAAACCGCAUUGACUUUCGGGUAGGAGACCUACCUCUAGAUGUGCAUUCAGGCGGUUCAGAAGGGCUCAGGCCAAGAUCUUGCCUGCAAUGGACAGCAGGGAAAGUUCACUGUGAUUGUCGCAGGGAUGGCGGUUUCCUUUGUGUUUGUACACGUGGAUAAUUGAGGCAUCAUUGAGGCUUGUCUCACAACAAGGAUCUUCAACUUUCUGAUGUUGAGGCGUUUUGGAGCUUUGGUGGCCUGGGGUCAUCUCUUAGGUUGGAUGUGAAUUGUCAUAUUUGAGACGAUGAGGUGGUGAUCCGUCCAGCAUUCUGCGCCACACAUGGCCUUAGUCACCCUCACGUCCUGGCGGUCCCUACUUCUGAAGAUGACAUAAUCAAUUAGGUGCCAGUGGUUUGAACGGGGAUGCAUCCAGGAGGUCUUGUUGCGCGUAGGCAGGCUAAGGUGGAGUUCGAUUUUAGAAGGCCGUAUUUAGCAAAGGUCUUACGUAGCAGUUGCACUUCCCAAUAACCCCCGUUAGGGGGUGUAGUCACUGCCGACACGUGCAUUGAAAUCUCCAAGUAAGAUGAGUUUGUCAGCAAUCAGUAUGGAAGAGAUGACAGUGUUCAGAGUUCAUAAAACAAAUCUAUGGCUCUUCAGUGUUUGUCAGGGUGGGUCCAUAGGCACUGACUAGCAUAGCAGACUUCUUUCCAUGGCAGAUGGGUAGUUUCAACGUCAUGAGACGGUCAUUGAUACCUUUUAGAGAGGUGGGGAGCCUGCUCACAGGAGACGUUUUGAUAGCAACACCAGCUUCUUGCCUAGCGUCAGUUUUAAUAUAUAGCAUAGAUUACAAACAUACAUUAAUAUAUAGCGCGCCUUAAGAGUUAUUAGCAUAUGUAGUUAUGACAUAGUGGAAUAUAAUCUUAAUGACAAAAGAAAGGAAAAUAUUGGCUUAAUAAAACAUCUAAUGUCACAUAAGGUAAAGGGAAGAAUAACAAAAAAAUUAUUUAAAAAUUAAAUUUUUAAUAUUCCAAAAUGGAGACGAGAUACCAAGACGAAAAUAAAAUUUGCCCCAAAUUCACAUUAACCUUCAACACAUUCACAUUAUACUGGCACAUUCUCAUUAACCUACCAGAUUCACAUUAAUCUAUCAGAUUCACAUUAACCUUCAACAUAUUAACAUUAGCAUGCAACAUAUUCACAGAGCCUGCGAAAUAUUCCAAUUAAUCUACAACAUCCUCACAUUAACCUGCAACAUAUUCCCAUAAACCUUCAACAUAUUCCUAUAAACCUUCAACAUAUUCCCAUAAACCUACAACAUAUUCCCAUUAACCUUCAAUAUAUUCCCAUUAACCUGCAACAUAUUCCCAUAAACCUUCAACAUAUUCCUAUUAACCCGCAACAUAUUCCCAUAAACCUUAAACAUAUUCUCAUAAACCUUAAACAUAUUCCCAUAAACCUUCAACAUAUUCCCAUAAACCUUAAACAUAUUCCCAUAAAACUUCAACAUAUUUCCAUAAACCUUCAACAUAUUCCCAUAAACCUACAACAUAUUCCUAUUAACCCGCAACAUAUUCCCAUAAACCUUCCACAUAUUCCCAUAAACCUUCAACAUAUUCCCAUAAACCUACAACAUAUUCCCAUUAACCUUCAAUAUAUUCCCAUUAACCUGCAACAUAUUCCCAUAAACCUUCAACAUAUUCCUAUUAACCUUCAACAUAUUCCCAUAAACCUUCAAUAUAUUCCCAUAAACCUACAACAUGUUGUGGAGAGUUCGGACCUCGACCGACUGAUCAAAGGGCCGGGCGCGUCAGAUCUUACAGCAGGGUUACCGGCCAUCGGACCAGGGUAUUUCCUGGAGGCGACAGGGGUGGUUGUAGCGACUGACUGAUCAAAAGGGUUGGUGCGUCAGAUUAUAGACAUGGGAAAGAAACUCUAUGGGCUUGGGACUUAUAAAUAGGGACUUCUGGACAGGACUGGACAGAAGUCGGCCGGACAGAGAAGCGGACAGUCAGGGAGAGCUCCGACGGUUAAUUCCCAUUAACCUGCAUCAUACUCACAUUAAUUUGCCACUGAGCCACAUAAAUAGUCCUAUUUUAAUAUUAAAGUUAAAGAAUAAGUCAGAAAUGUGUUUCAUUCAAUUGAAUAUGUAGAGUAAGAAGUGUCUUAGAAACAAUUGAGUAUGUAGAGUCAGAAGUGUCUUAGAAACAAUUGAGUAUGUAGAGUCAGAAGUGUCUUAGAAACAAUUAAGUAUGUAGAGUUAGAAGUAUCUUAGAAACAAUUGAGUAUGUAGAGUCAGAAGUGUCUUAAAACAAUUGAGUAUGUAGAGUCAGAAGUGUCUUAGAAACAGUUGAAUAUUUAGAGUCAGAAGUGUCUUAGAAACAAUUGAAUAUGUAGAGUCCGAAGUGUCUUAGAAACAAUUGAAUAUGUAGAGUCAGAAGUGCCUUAGAAACAAUUGAAUAUGUAGAGUCAGAAGUGUCUUAGAAACAAUUGAGUAUGUAGAGUCAGAAGUGUCUUAGAAACAAUUGAAUAUGUAGAGUCAGAAGUGUCUUAGAAACAAUUGAAUAUUUAGAGUCAGAAGUGUCUUAAAAACAAUUGAAUAUGUAGAGUCAGAAGUGUCUUAGAAACAAUUGAGUAUGUAUAGGCAGAAGUGUCUUAAAAACAAUUGAAUAUGUAGAGUCAGAAGUGUCUUAAAAACAAUUGAGAAUGUAGAGUCAGAAGUGUCUUAGAAACAAUUGAAUAUGUAGAGUCAGAAGUGUCUUAAAAACAAUUGAGUAUGUAGAGUCAGAAGUGUCUUAGAAACAAUUGAAUAUGUCGAGUCAGAAGUGUCUUAAAAACAAUUGAGCAUGUAGAGUCAGAAGUGUCUUAAAAACAAUUGAGUAUGUAGAGUCAGAAGUGUCUUAGAAACAAUUGAAUAUGUAGAGUCAGAAGUGUCUUAAAAACAAUUGAGUAUUUAGAGUCAGAAGUGUCUUAGAAACAAUUGAAUAUGUAGAGUCAGAAGUGUCUUAAAACAAUUGAGUAUGUAGAGUCAGAAGUGUCUUAGAAACAAUUGAAUAUUUAGAUUCAGAAGUAUCUUAGAAACAAUUGAAUAUGUAGAGUCAGAAGUGUCUUAGAAACAAUUGAAUAUGUAGAGUCAGAAGUGUCUUAGAAACAAUUGAGUAUGUAGAGUCAGAAGUGUCUUAGAAGCAAUUGAAUAUGUAGAGUCAGAAGUGUCUUAGAAACAAUUGAAUAUGUAGAGUCAGAAGUGUCUUAGAAACAAUUGAGUAUGUAUAGACAGAAGUGUCUUAGAAACAAUUGAAUAUGUAGAGUCAGAAGUGUCUUAGAAACAAUUGAGUAUGUAGAGUCAGAAGUGUCUUAGAAACAAUUGAGUAUUUAGAGUCAGAAGUUUCUUAGAAACAAUUGAAUAUGUAGAGUCAGAAGUGUCUUAGAAACAAUUGAGUAUGUACAGUCAGAAGUGUCUUAGAAACAAUUGAGUAUGUAGAGUCAGAAGUGUCUUAGAAACAAUUGAGUAUGUAGAGUCAGAAGUGUCUUAGAAACAAUUGAGUAUGUAGAGUCAGAAGUGUCUUAGAAACAAUUGAAUAUGUAGAGUCAGAAGUGUCUUAAAAACAAUUGAGUAUGUAGAGUCAGAAGUGUCUUAAAAACAAUUGAGUAUGUAGAGUCAGAAGUGUCUUAGAAACAAUUGAAUAUGUAGAGUCAGAAGUGUCUUAAAAACAAUUGAGUAUGUAGAGUCAGAAGUGUCUUAGAAACAAUUGAAUAUGUAGAGUCAGAAGUGUCUUAAAAACAAUUGAGUAUGUAGAGUCAGAAGUGUCUUAGAAACAAUUGAAUAUGUAGAGUCAGAAGUGUCUUAGAAACAAUUGAAUAUGUAGAGUCAGAAUUGUCUUAGAAACAAUUGAAUAUGUAGAGUCAGAAGUGUCUUAGAAACAAUUGAGUAUGUAUAGGCAGAAGUGUCUUAGAAACAAUUGGAUAUGUAGAGUCAGAAGUGCCUUAGAAACAAUUGAAUAUGUAGAGUCAGAAGUGUCUUAGAAUUUUUUAAAAAUCACUACUCAGCUUCGGAAAUGUUUACCUCCAAGUGAAUACAACUGUGGCAUCACGACAACAAGGAUAACCACCACAGGUGAGUGCAUUGAAAGAAUGGUGUAGAUGGUGUAUGGGGAAUAGGUUAACUCUAUUCUGGGGGUUCAGUCUAAAGUACUAUGUGGCGUCUGCUAGCACAGCAACAUUUGUUUGGCCCUUCCAAAUAUAGCACCCAACUCCACUUUGAGCGUGUGGUAAAAGAUGGGGAGUUGAAUCUUGUGUUUGAUAAAAUGGUUUUAAAUUCCCUAACAAACUCUUACAAGACACAAAUAUUGUUUAUAUUUACAUGAUUUUCCACGAGUUUACAUGAUUAUAUCAUGAGUUUGACAUGACUAUAUCAUGAGGACUUUCUUGAAGUAAAUAAACACAGCAGAGCUGUUAUCACCAGAUGAACUUGCUUAAGGUCUCUGUGUCUUACAUCAUAAUUAGAUUGAACAGUUAAACAAUUUUUUUUUUGAAGUAGAGAACUAAAAUAUAGCAUAUUGACAUUUAUCGAUGUGACAUUUAUCGAUGUGACAUUAGUCGAUGGGAUCAUUAGUCGAUAUGAAUUUUAGCCGAUGUGAUAUUAGGUGAUGUGACAUGAGUCGAUUUCCAGCUGAUUUUGAUACUUACUUUUCUUAUGUACACUCUGACAGUGACGACGACUGAAAGCACCACUCCGCGGACCACUGGAGAAUGUAAGUUAACUGUCUCUUUGUCGAUGUUAGAAUUAAUAUUUGGUUUAAAUAGUAGUUGGUUUAAAAGCUUGUCAGCCUUUUUUUGGGCUAGCACUUAAGGUAGCACAUUGCUAACACUAUAGGUAGCACAUUGCUAGCACUAUAGGUAGCACAUUGCUAGCACUAUAGGUAGCACAUUGCUAGCACUAUAGGUAGCACAUUACUAGCACUAUAGGUAGCACAUUUCAGUGUUUCUUUCAGGUAUCCCUCGCUGGUCAGAGUGACAGUAUAGGGUUCCUCUUCUAGUAUAGUCAGUAUAGGGUUAAAUAUACGCUUGUGAUGGGACAUUGGUACACGGCACAGCUGGAGUGAAAUCAGUUUGUGAUUGACACUUGGGGCCAUAAUGUCUCCUACUGCGCUUAAAAAUGUACUUACCCCAAAGCAAAAAGGCUAAAAGAAAUAUUGACUUUAAUUAAACUCCAAAAUGUAUUCCUUUGAUUUUGAGCUGUGCUGUUGUCCGAAAAUGCCACAUCUCCUUAUAAAGAAAUAGUGACCACUUGCUAGUCCACCGCGUUCACCCCUUUCUACGCCACUGUCAGGGGCGUAGAUAGAGUGUUUGGUGUCAUGGGACAAAAUCGUUUUUACUCGCCUCCCCAUUUUUGACUCUAAAACCCAUUAAUUUCAACCAUUGAAUACCAUCAAGGCCAUUUUAGCGCCCCAGCUUGUCUGGUGCCGGGGACGUAUGUCUCAUAUGUGCCAUCCCUUAGCUACGCCUCUGGUCAAUGGCCACUGGCAUUAACCCCCCCCCCACCACACUGGCACAUUGUUUAGCCGCAUUGAUAAGUACGUUAUUCAAAUCAUUGUUAAGCAUUUGGUUUAACGUUAUUUAUAGCACUUCUCACCUCGCUCUGCACAUUGUUAAUCAAUUGUCUUUUGUUGUUAAGAAAACAGUGAUUAAACAAUAAUACGUUUUCCGAUUAUCAGUUUCGGAUAAUAGUACAGUCAGUUGAUAGUAGGUAAUGUUGUACCAAUCCCGUCAGUUGAUAGUAGGUAAUGUUGUACCAAUCCAGUUACUUGAUGGCUGCUAAUGUUGCACCAGUCCAGUCAGUUGAUGGUAACUUACGUUGUACCAAUCCCGUCAGUUGAUAGUAGGUAAUGUUGUACCAAUCCAGUUACUUGAUGGCAGCUAAUGUUGCACCAAUCCAGUCAGUUGAUGGUAACUUACGUUGUACCAAUCCCGUCAGUUGAUGGUAGGUAAUGUUGCACCAGUCCAGUCAGUUGAUGGUAACUUACGUUGUACCAAUCCCGUCAGUUGAUAGUAGGUAAUGUUGUACCAAUCCAGUUACUUGAUGGCAGCUAAUGUUGCACCAGUCCAGUCAGUUGAUGGUAACUUACGUUGUACCAAUCCCGUCAGUUGAUAGUAGGUAAUGUUGUACCAAUCCAGUUACUUGAUGGCAGCUAAUGUUGCACCAAUCCAGUCAGUUGAUGGUAACUUACGUUGUACCAAUCCCGUCAGUUGAUAGUAGGUAAUGUUGUACCAAUCCAGUUACUUGAUGGCAGCUAAUGUUGUACCAGUCCAGUCAGUUGAUGGUAACUUACGUUGUACCAAUCCCGUCAGUUGAUAGUAGGUAAUGUUGUACCAAUCCAGUUACUUGAUGGCAGCUAAUGUUGCACCAGUCCAGUCAGUUGAUGGUAACUUACGUUGUACCAAUCCCGUCAGUUGAUGGUAGCAAUGUUCUCAUAAGGGACUAAUCAUUUCAAUCGUCUAUGUUUGAUCUCCUCCUUCUAGCGGAAUGCCUACCAAACAAGCUGAGUCUCCAACAGUUUUAUCCCCCUUAUGAACAUUUUGGCAUCCGAUACUUUCUCUCUAGAGACGUCUUCACCAGCGACAUGGAGGCCACACACAGCUGUUUGUCCAUCUGCUCCUAUCUGGCGGAAGUUGACAGUAAGAGCAAAGAGUUGAUCAUAGUAGAAAUAAUCAAGAGACGUAAAGUGGGGUUCAUUGUGUCUGGGACGAGCAUGCCGGACAGGGGCGUGUAUGUUUCACACAGAACUGGCAAGCGCUUGAAGUACAUCGACUGGGCCGCGGGACAACCGGACAGAGUUAAUGGAAGGAAUUGCUUGUAUUUCGCCCAUGGUCAUUCAGGUGCAUUCAACGGACCUUGCGAUAACCGUAAAAGUCCUUUAAUGUUUUUGUGCGAGAAGCAAUACGCAACUUUGGUGUUGCAUUAAAGUAUAUAUUU
This is a messenger RNA of Lymnaea stagnalis (great pond snail), 25209 nucleotides long. The record is from the annotation of a GenBank genome assembly. Lineage: Eukaryota; Metazoa; Mollusca; Gastropoda; Lymnaeidae.